Molecule: messenger RNA, 768 nt
Organism: Carassius carassius (crucian carp)
Lineage: Eukaryota; Metazoa; Chordata; Actinopteri; Cypriniformes; Cyprinidae
Gene: sdhaf4
Product: succinate dehydrogenase complex assembly factor 4
Exons: 3
Coding region: 129-449 (106 amino acids)
Biological process (GO): mitochondrial respiratory chain complex II assembly
Cellular component (GO): mitochondrion
Source: RefSeq, a predicted model, not a curated record
AGUGUAUUUUGUGUCCCUAAAUGAUGACGCAUGCAUCGUCAUUUUCAAUCGUCAAACGUUCUUCAGUUGUGUAAUUUUUUUUGCUGCGACAAGGGAAAAAGUUCACAACAGAUUAGGGUCCACGCAACAUGUCUCUCUUACGUGUUUGCUGUACUACGGCUAGAGGUUUUGUAAAGAGAGGAUUGUUAUUACAGUCGACUUAUACUGCAUGUCCCGGGACAGCAGGAUACGCGUCUGGUGGUGUGACCAAAGAUAAAGAACCGUUAAAGAAAGCGAAAACGCCCCAAGGACGCUUUGACAUGGAGGAAACUGAGUCCAAAUCUAAAGAUGUUUUAGAACGAUUUCCAGAUGAUGUGAAUCCAGAAACUAAGGAGAAAGGUGGUCCCAGAGGUCCUGAACCUACACGAUAUGGUGACUGGGAAAGGAAGGGACGUUGUAUUGAUUUUUAGUUUGCCCUGCUAAAAAUAUCCAAAUGUAUUUAUUUUAACAAUUGAAUGUGAUGAAUACUACUGCAUACAGAUACAAAAAGAUAAUUUCUGGACCAGAAAUGUGUAAGUGUUUCACGAUUGUAUGGGCCUACUAUGUAGAAUGAAUAGUUUGUGUAAAAGUAGUUUGAACUACUUGAAAGGUUCUGUUCAGCCUUUAAUGGACAUUUUGAAAAUAAUCUAUUAUUGGCAAUCUAAUGUUUUUAUUCUCUUUGAAAGUGUGUAACACAAAUGUCUGGAAGGCCUGAAAGAUCUGUUCAAAGAAUAAACAUAUUCAAUGCAA